Messenger RNA from Lactuca virosa, 3498 nucleotides. Lineage: Eukaryota; Viridiplantae; Streptophyta; Magnoliopsida; Asterales; Asteraceae. The record is from the annotation of a GenBank genome assembly.
AUGGCGAGUACGAGUGGGACCAAAGAUGAGUUGGGUCCACCGAGGUCGAUGUCAAGGAGGAUGACGAGGAUUUCCGCUAUGGAUGAACCUGAUGAUGCCGAUGUUAUUGUUGACAGUGAGCUUGUCCCUUCUUCCCUUGCUUCUAUUGCUCCUAUCCUUCGGGUUGCCAAUGAGAUCGAGAAGGAUAAUGACAGAGUUGCUUACUUGUGCCGGUUUCUUGCAUACGAGAAGGCUUAUAGGAUGGAUAACAAAUCUAGUGGACGUGGUGUUCGCCAGUUCAUGACAUACCUACAGCAUAGACUUGAGAAGGAAAAAGAAAUGACAAAACCUAGACUAGCACAAAAUGAUGCUAAGGAAAUCCAAAAAUUCUACCAGAUCUUCUAUGAGAGAAACAUCAAAGACAACAAAUACUUAAAGAAACCUAUUAAAGAACGUGGUACCUGGUUCAAAUUCGAGCCAAAGACUCAACACUACGCACGUGAUGUAGAGGAAAACAAAAAGCAAUAUGAACCCUAUAACAUUCUUCCUUUGUAUGCCGUUGGAAUUACACCAGCAAUUAUGGAGAUUCCCGAGAUAAAAGCGGCUCUUCGAGCAAUUCGCACUAUGGAUAACCUUCCAUCUGACUCAGAAAAAUCUGUUAAUGAUAUUCUCGAGUGGUUAUCAUCAAUUUUUGGUUUUCAGAAAGGAAACGUUGCAAAUCAACGGGAACACUUGGUAUUGUUACUUGCAAAUAUUCAUAGAAGGUUGAAGGGUGUCGAAGACUAUGAACAGUUGGGUAGCCAAACGGUAAAGCAUUUAUUGGAUAUUACUUUCAAGAACUAUGUCUCAUGGUGUCAUUAUUUGCACCGAACAUCAAUCAUUGAUUCAAAUAAGGUUCCACCUAGUGCUGAUAGGCAGCAGUUGCAUCUUCUCUACAUUGGACUCUAUCUACUCAUCUGGGGUGAAGCUUCAAACAUACGGUUCAUGCCUGAAUGCCUUUGCUAUAUUUUUCAUAAUAUGGCAAAAGAAAUGCAUGAAACUUUAUUUGGCAAAGUCCAAUCUGUAAGUGGAGGGAAAAAUCAAGCUGCAGCAGUUGGUGAGGAAGCAUUUCUGUGUGAUGUCAUCUCACCUAUUUUUGAUGUUCUUCUUAAGGAAGCCAGGAGAAAUCAAGGUGGCAAUGCAAGCCAUGCUUCAUGGAGAAACUAUGAUGAUCUUAAUGAAUAUUUUUGGUCUGACAAAUGCUUUAAGUUAGGCUGGCCAAUGAAUCGCAAAUCUGACUUUUUUAUUCACUCCGAUGAGUCAUCGCGCCAUCAUGUAGGGCGCAAUCAAGUUGUAAAGAAGACUAAAACAAAUUUUGUUGAAGUGCGUUCAUUUUUGCACCUUUACAGGAGUUUUGAUCGGAUGUGGAUAUUCCUCAUAUUGGUCUUGCAGGCUAUGAUCAUUGUUGCAUGGCAUGGAGAUGGAUCAAUCUUUGGAAUUUUGGAUGAAGGUGUCAUCAAAAGUAUCUUCAGCAUAUUCAUUACUCAUGCCAUACUUAAUUUUAUCCAAGUUAGUCUAGACAUAAUCCUUAGUUUGAACGCAUGGAGGAGCUUAAAACCUACACAGAUUCGUUGCUAUAUUUUCAAAUUUGUUGUAGCUGCUUUUUGGAUGGUAAUCUUGUCCAUUUGUUACUUAAGAUCAGUUCCAAAUCCAACAGGAUUUGUGAAGUUUUUCAGUACUUUGGGAGGAAAUUGGAGAGGGCAAUUACUUUAUAAUUAUCUUAUAGCAAUUUACUUGAUACCCAACUUGCUGGCUGCCUUGCUAUUUCUGCUUCCACCUAUAAGGAGACACAUGGAAAGUUCCAAUAGGCGUAUACUCACUCUUAUAAUGUGGUGGGCACAACCAAAACUCUAUGUUGGAAGAGGCAUGCAUGAGGACAUCUUGUCUCUAUUCAAGUAUACUCUAUUUUGGAUAGUGCUGCUAAUAAGCAAGUUCGCAUUCAGCUACUAUGUGGAGAUACUGCCACUGGUCAAGCCCACAAAGUUAAUCAUGAAAAUGCAUGUUAGCAGCUACGAGUGGCAUGAGUUCUUUCCCAACAUGACCCAUAAUAUUGGCGUUGUUAUUUCUAUAUGGGCUCCAAUUGUCAUGGUCUAUUUCAUGGAUACACAAAUUUGGUAUGUGAUAUAUGCUACUAUUAUUGGUGGAAUCUAUGGGGCCUUCAGUCACUUGGGUGAGAUACGGACACUUGGCAUGCUGCGGUCAAGAUUUAAAUCGGUUCCUUUAGCUUUCUGUGAACGCCUUAUGCCUGUGCAAAAAAAAGAGCCUAAAAGAGAUCACGUGGAAGAUCAUUUAUUGGUGACCAGAAAGAGCAUAGCAAAAUUUUCACAGGUGUGGAACGAAUUCAUAUUUUCAAUGCGGAUAGAAGACUUGAUCAGCAACAGUGAGAGAGAUCUGCUUCUUGUACCAUAUACCACAAGUGAUGUUCCAGUUGUCCAGUGGCCACUAUUCAUGCUUGCUAGUAAGAUCCCCAUUGCAUUAGACAUGGCCAAAGAUUUCAAAGGAAAGGAAGAUGGAGACCUGUUCCGGAGGAUCAUUGGUGAUGAUUAUAUGCGGUCAGCAGUGAUGGAAUGCUACCAAACACUUAAGGAAAUAUUAUUUGAACUCAUUGAUGAUGACCGAGAUAAUAUGAUCAUACAGCGUAUAUGCCAUGAAAUAGAAACUAGCAUUCAACAGCGAAUGUUUUUGAAUAAAUUUCGUAUGAGCGAAUUGCCUUUACUAAAUGAUAAGCUGGUGAAGUUCUUGGAUCAUCUGCUAGCAGACAAUGUUGAUGAUGAGAAAUACACAUCCCAAAUCAUCAAUGUUUUUCAGGAUGUCAUGGAGAUUAUCAUACAAGAUGUUAUGAUCAAUAACGGGCACGAGAUACUUGAACGAGCUCACGCUCAUCAUCAUUAUAAUGACAGAGAGGAAAUAUUUGCACGAAUCAAUGUCCGAUUAACGCAAAUCAGAUCAUGGAAGGAAAAGGUGGUAAGGCUUCUUAUGCUUUUGACUGUUAAGGAAUCCGCAUUUGAUGUGCCUAGAAAUUUGGAAGCUCGUAGGCGUAUCACCUUCUUUGCAAACUCCUUAUAUAUGAAAAUGCCAAAUGCUCCAAUUGUCCGUGACAUGCUCUCAUUUAGUGUUUUGACUCCGUACUACAAAGAAGAUGUCCUCUAUUCAGAAGAAGAGCUUCACAAGGAAAAUGAAGAUGGAAUUUCAAUUUUGUUUUACCUCCAGAAGAUAUCUCCAGAUGAAUGGAAGAAUUUUGAAGAGCGAACUAAAGGUAUAUAUGGAGGAGAUAAAACAGAAGCCACACGUCAAUGGGUUUCUUAUAGGGGGCAGACUCUUUCCAGAACAGUGAGAGGGAUGAUGUACUAUAAGGAAGCUCUUCAACUUCAAUGCUUCCUAGACUAUUCAGAAGACGAUGAGAUUUUUACUGGAUUCCGGACAUUGAACAUGACUCACCAUCACAUGGAUCUCAAAGAACGUGCAAGUGCAAUGGGCUGA